CGAGUAUCACGUGCAAUAAUCGUACGAGAAGGCUAGCGCCGGAAGCACAGCUCUGAGUUGCCGAUACAACCAAAAUGUUUUUAAGCUCAAAGUCCCCCCUAUUGUUCCAGCGCCUCAAACCACACUCCUUGAACGACCUCGAUUUUCUUUUCUUUUGAUCCCGAUUUACAAUGGCGCCUGGCAAGGCUUCUAAAGCCCCUCCCACAGACGGUCGUACCUGGUCACAGAGCCUUUCAAUCCUUGCCGUUGUCGUUGCGCUGCUUUCAGUUGUCUACUAUUAUCUAGACUCACAUCUUGACUGGUUUUACAUCCUCUCACCUCCUGAAUUACACGAUCUGUCCUUGCGUGCUAUCGCAGCUCAUGGAAACGAUACUCGUUCAGUAGUCACCUACAUCGCAGAUGAACUUCAUGGCAAGUUUCCUGGAGGGUACAUCAAUUUGGACCAGGAAUGGAUCUUCAACAAUGCUGGAGGAGCCAUGGGUGCCAUGUAUAUCAUUCAUGCAAGCAUUACCGAGUACUUGAUAAUCUUUGGAACCACCGUUGGCACGGAAGGACACAGCGGUCGCCACACUGCAGAUGAUUACUUCCACAUCAUCCGUGGCACUCAGCUCGCUUACACGCCAGGAGACUUCGAGCCAGAAAUCUAUCCCCAAGGAAGUGUCCACCAUCUUCGUCGCGGUACCGUCAAACAGUAUAAAAUGGACGAAGCCUGCUUUGCCCUUGAGUAUGCUAGAGGAUGGAUCCCACCCAUGUUGUUCUUCGGAUUUGCAGACGGUCUUACCAGUACCCUGGAUAUUCCUACCUUGUGGAGGACGACUUGGGUUACUGGGAGAGAAAUGAUCUCGAAUUUGUUGAGAGGAAAGCUCUAGAUGAGCAUGGCCUGAAGUGGUUGGACGAGAAAGUCCUGUGACGACGGGGCUGUAAUGUAAUAGAUCCGAGGAUGUAAUUGUAUGGGAUGGUGCCUUUGCAAGUGGUGUAUUCAGAAAUGG
Molecule: messenger RNA, 989 nt
Organism: Mollisia scopiformis
Lineage: Eukaryota; Fungi; Ascomycota; Leotiomycetes; Helotiales; Mollisiaceae
Product: C-8 sterol isomerase
Exons: 3
Coding region: 171-869 (232 amino acids)
Biological process (GO): ergosterol biosynthetic process
Cellular component (GO): endoplasmic reticulum
Source: RefSeq, a predicted model, not a curated record